AAUCAUUUAAUUAAAAAAAAGAAUGUCAUCUUUACAAAACAUCUCAUUUGCAUAUGGAAUCCAUCUGGAUGUUCCAUGGUUCUAGAGUGACAUGACUUAGAACAUGUUCGUGUAGAUCCAGUCAGUGAUAGAUUUGUGACGAUACAGUUGCAUUUUUCCGAUACUCACAGGUAUUUGCGAGACAUUAAAGGCCUUCCUGCAAUGGCGUAAGAUGAAGAUGAACUACAAUGAAGACAGUGAUCCAUCAGAGAGCCACAGAAGAAACAGUGGCUCCACCAGUCAGUCCAGGAUCCUGGACAUUGAGAGAGCUGAAAGGGCUGAGUUUUAUGCACUCCUUCAACGAGUAGAGACACUGUAUUCUUCACAGAAUUCCAAAAAUGAUGCGGUUAGGAAAAGAAUGGGAUUCUCUAUCCAGCAGGACACCCUCCCUUCACCUCAGCCUCCAGCUUCUCCCACAAGAAGCCCUGAAUCCUCUCUGCGAGGGAGGAGACCUAGGCCCAUUUUAAAGGAUGACAAAAGGGUUCGGACGUCCAGGGCCAACCAGACGUUGGUAGAAGAGGAGCCUUUCUAUGAGAAGAAGCUGCGUCUGGGCAGGAAGAUGGCUGGGGGGACAGCUGCAAACAGGAGCCCAAGUACAGACUCCAGCUCCCUCAGCUCUGUGAACAUGCACACUCCCACUGAGCUGAUUUCACAAACCAGCCUGUUCACCCCUACUCUUUCUCCUCCUCCUCCUCCCCCUCCUCCCAGAGCAACCAGGAGACCGUCUCGUCUCCCAGUGAUUGCUAUGAAAUUUGGUGGAGCAGGCAAGGAGGUGGCUGGUGGAUGCAAGCUCCAGACAUCACAGACGACACUAGAGGGACUUAUGGAGACACUAAAGAAAUUCGAGUUUCGCCACCGUCCUUCACCUGAACUACCAGCAGCCCCCAGAAAGACCCCAACGGUGGCACCCAAGUUUCCAGCACGUCCAUCAGAAGCUGCCCCGCCCAACAGAAGUGGACUUCGUCAUGGGACCCCGGCAGUGGCGCCCAAAGUUCCAGCACCACCUUCAGAAGCUGCCCCGCCCAACAGAAGCGGACUUUGUCAUGGGACCCCGGCAGUGGCGCCCAAAGUUCCAGCAGCACCUUCAGAAGCUGCCCCGCCCAACAGAAAAGGACCUCGGCGUGGGACAAAAUGCCAUCUAAAGGCUGUCGCAGGUCAGGAAGACCUCCAGCCUUUGGUCGACCCUGCAAAGAGCCUGUCCCUCUGCUUCACGCAGCUGACCUCAGAUAACUGGAAGGAGAACCUGGAUGGAUUAAAAUCUGUUCAAGCUCUGGCACGACACCAUCCAGAAUUCCUGCAGACCAAACUGCAUGAAGUCUGCCUGGUCCUCACAGAAGUGGUGAGUAACCUGUGCUCUGCUGUGAGCUAUGCUGCAAUGGGCACCAUAGCAGAGCUCCAUGCCCACCUGGGGAGGGCCAUGGACACUGAGGCACAGUGGAUAGGCCGUGUCCUGCUGCUGAAGUUCGCACAGACAACCAAAUCCUUCAUUCAUGAGCAGGCUAACCUCGCCCUGGAUGCGCUGGUGGAGGGCUGCAGCCCUGGUAGAAUAAUAAAUGUUCUCCUCGACACAGGGUUGAGGCACCGUUGUGCUGCAGUGAGGAGCAGCACAGCCAAGCACCUCCACCAGCUGAUGGACAUCGUUGGAGAGGAACAGAUCUUGACAGCAGGGAAGAUCUUCACAGAGCGUUUCCUUAUUGCUGUCAGUAAGAUGGCGGUGGAUCCUGCACCAGAAGUCAGGCACUACGGACAGAAUAUGCUCAAAGAACUCGCCCACCAGAAGGAGUUCACGGUCCAGUGGGAUAGGAUCAUCACAGUGAAAGACAGACAUCACUUGGAGAAGAUCUUGAAAAAGUUGAGGCAGUAGAAGCAGAGGCAAUGGAAAGACUGGAGACAUCUGGGAGUCCUUGGCCUAAAAAACGUUUAAGAACCCUGGUCUAGGAUAUACUGUCUGUGUCUGUCUGUGAUAGACUGGCAACUUGUCCAGAGCUUAAAGUUAACUGGGAUAAGCUAACAGUAAUAAUAAUAAUAUGAUAAUUAAAAUAAUAUUAAAAAAUGUUUCUGUUCUGUAUUAAAUUCUUAUUUAAUUGUUCUUCCUGUGUUUUUAAUUGUCUUGAUUGGUUUUCAACUGCACAUUUCAAAUUUAAUUAUAACAGCACUCUACUGUCUAAUAUUACAGUGUCUUUCACUUAAAAUGAUCUCAGAAGCAAUCACAACGCAUUCUUGAUCAGUUGAUAGCCAAGACGGCUGAACGUGAUACUCUUACAACUCGAGAGGUAGAAAAUGCGAUGGCCAAGUUGAAGCAUCUGUGGCAUAUUGUGAUGUGAAGCCAAUACAUUAAAUCCACAUCCAAUACCAUUUUAAAAACCCCAGGAUGUUCCCUAAUCAAAUCAAAAGAGAACAUGCAGAAAACACAUUCACAAAAGAAAGUAUAGACAUAUCAGUGCUCUUAGCACAAGUUGUCUGAGAAACUCUGCAGCCUCCACAUGAGAAGUCUAUGAUAAAAGGCCAAAAUUACCUUGAUUCAUGUAGAAUAGAACAAAAAUAAGUUUGUUAGUAAUUCUCUUGGUUAUGGUUGGAUGAAACAUGGAUAAUUGAACAUCAUCAGACAUGGUGUCCACUUGAGUUAUC
Molecule: messenger RNA, 2667 nt
Organism: Sander lucioperca (pikeperch)
Lineage: Eukaryota; Metazoa; Chordata; Actinopteri; Perciformes; Percidae
Exons: 7
Coding region: 212-1903 (563 amino acids)
Biological process (GO): microtubule cytoskeleton organization
Cellular component (GO): cytoplasmic microtubule; cilium
Molecular function (GO): microtubule binding
Source: RefSeq, a predicted model, not a curated record